Messenger RNA from Suncus etruscus (white-toothed pygmy shrew), 2244 nucleotides. It is a transcript of the gene GABPA, whose product is annotated as GA binding protein transcription factor subunit alpha. Gene Ontology annotation, molecular function: sequence-specific DNA binding; DNA-binding transcription factor activity, RNA polymerase II-specific. The transcript has 10 exons. NCBI's taxonomy places the organism in Eukaryota, Metazoa, Chordata, Mammalia, Eulipotyphla, Soricidae. The coding region runs from base 136 to 1500 and encodes 454 amino acids. Gene Ontology annotation, biological process: cell differentiation; regulation of transcription by RNA polymerase II. The record is from RefSeq and is a predicted model, not a curated record. Gene Ontology annotation, cellular component: nucleus.
GGGAUGCCGGGAUUCGAGCCACCAUCCUUCUGCAUGCAAAGCAAACUUCCUACCUCCAUGCUCUCUCCUGCCCCAGCUAAUUUUAUUUUUAAACGUAUCCCUUUACUAGGAUUGGACUUUUGAAAUAUUUCAACCAUGACUAAAAGAGAAGCAGAGGAGCUGAUAGAAAUUGAGAUAGAUGGAACAGAGAAAUCAGAAUGCACAGAGGAAAGCAUUGUAGAACAAACCUAUGCCCCAGCUGAGUGUGUGAGCCAAGCCAUUGACAUCAAUGAACCAAUCGGCAAUUUAAAGAAGCUUCUAGAACCAAGACUACAGUGUUCCUUGGAUGCACAUGAAAUUUGUCUACAAGAUAUCCAGCUGGAUCCAGAACGAAGUUUGUUUGAUCAAGGAGUAAAGACAGAUGGCACUGUACAGCUUAGUGUACAGGUAAUUUCUUACCAAGGAAUUGAACCAAAGCUAAACAUCCUUGAGAUUGUCAAACCUGCUGAAACAGUGGAAGUGGUCAUUGACCCAGAUGCCCACCAUGCUGAAGCAGAAGCACAUCUUGUGGAGGAAGCUCAAGUGAUCACCCUGGAUGGCACAAAACACAUUACAACCAUUUCAGAUGAAACCUCGGAACAAGUUACAAGAUGGGCUGCUGCGCUAGAAGGUUACCGGAAAGAACAAGAGCGCCUUGGGAUACCCUAUGAUCCUAUACAGUGGUCCACAGAUCAAGUCCUACAUUGGGUAGUUUGGGUAAUGAAAGAAUUCAGCAUGACUGAUAUAGACCUCACCACACUCAACAUUUCCGGAAGAGAGUUAUGCAGUCUCAACCAAGAAGAUUUUUUUCAGCGGGUUCCUCGGGGAGAAAUUCUCUGGAGUCAUCUGGAGCUUCUUCGAAAAUAUGUAUUGGCAAGUCAAGAACAACAGAUGAAUGAGAUAGUAACAAUUGAUCAGCCCGUACAAAUUAUUCCAGCAUCAGUGCAGUCUGCAACACCAACUACAAUUAAAGUUAUAAAUGGUAGUGCAAAGGCAGCCAAAGUACAAAGAGCUCCAAGAAUUUCAGGAGAAGAUAGAAGUUCACCUGGGAACAGGACAGGAAACAAUGGCCAGAUCCAGCUAUGGCAGUUUUUGCUAGAGCUUCUAACUGACAAGGAUGCUCGAGACUGCAUCUCAUGGGUUGGUGAUGAAGGCGAGUUCAAGCUGAAUCAGCCUGAACUGGUUGCACAGAAAUGGGGACAACGUAAAAAUAAACCUACAAUGAACUAUGAGAAACUCAGUCGUGCAUUAAGGUAUUAUUAUGAUGGGGACAUGAUUUGUAAAGUUCAGGGCAAAAGAUUUGUGUACAAGUUUGUCUGUGAUUUGAAGACUCUUAUUGGAUACAGUGCAGCAGAGUUGAACCGGUUGGUCACAGAGUGCGAACAGAAGAAACGGGCAAAAAUGCAGCUCCAUGGAAUCGCCCAGCCAGUCACAGCAGUAGCCCUGGCUACUGCCUCUCUGCAGACAGAAAAAGAUAAUUGAAGCUCAGGAGCUUCUGGGAGUUCAAGGUCUUUCUUAAAUAUUAGAGCGAGUAUUGCUCUGACCUUUAUUAUUGAAUUUGAAUCUUUUAUUUCUAGACUGUACAAUCUGAUGCAUGAUUUUUUUAUAAAUAUUUCAUACUCUUGUGAAUUUGGAUCUUUUUACUUUGAGCAUAUAUUUUAGGAUAUGUGUAUGUUAAAGGAUCACCACAAUGUCUUCAGUGUGAAGGCCAGGUAAUUGUGGGAUAGUUUGCUAACAGUCAGAAAAGCUUAACUGGUCAGUAUUAAUGUCUAGCCCUACCAAAAAAUAGCCAGUAGCACCUGAGAAUUUAAAAAGUAAAUGAAGUUCCUCCAGGAAAAAGUCUGGCUUAACUAUUUUUGAAAAUCGAACUUUUUUUCUCUGCUGAGUUAGAUGUUGCUUUACAUAGAACCAGGAAACUCUUCACAGCUAAAGCAUGUGUGCCUGCAUCAUCUAAUCAAGCAGAGCUAAAAAUACUCAUAUCAAAUAAAAAUAUAAUAUUACUAAGCUACGAGUAUCAAGUUAUUAAUUUAUAUAUUUGCAAGCAAAAGACAGUAUGAAGUUGACUGGCAAAAAAGCAGUGCUGGAGGAGGAAACCCAGGUGUGAAUCUGGCUUACCUGAAGCUAAUUUUAAGGUUUUUCUGUAUAGAUUAAUCAUAAUGUCAGACCAAGAAUUUAAAUUAUUUUAUGAGAGGCAUUCAAUUCUAAUAAACCAACUAUUAAAAAAUU